CCGUGAUAUAAAUAAAUAUCUUGAUUGUCAGUACUGUCACGGGUUGCGUUACGUCAACGAUUGUAAUUUUUUAGAAACCUUUUAGUAAAUGUUUAAGGCGUUCAUCUCAAAUUUUGUAGGUUAUUUGAUAGCUCUCUGUAUGAAAAACCAAGUUUGGAAGGUUAAACUCGAAAUUGUGAAAAAAGUAAUCUAAAGUUAUUUUAAAAGUGACGUUUUUCUCGCAAGUUAAACAUGAAGCGUGAAACCUGUCUACUGGAACAGUGCGAGUCGGUCUGUUAGACAACACGGAUUAGGAAGCUUUUGUUCAAUAAUAUAGUAAGUAGAUAAAUAUGUCAAUGAUGAACCACUCGCAGGACAUAAUUAAUACGCCGGAAAUAACGGAGCUAGUGAGACUUCUGCGCCAGAAUGGCGACAAGAUCUUGAGUGCCUCUAGCAAGCUCUCCCUGUCGACGAAACUGUUGCAUAGUCUCAAUGAGGCGUUCCUGCUAAUUGUAUCGGAAUCUGAAGAUUUGGACUCUUCAUUUCACGUGUGUAACAGCUCCAAAGUAGAUAUAUUCCGUGAUGUCAAGUUCCUACAUGAUUUUGUACAGAAGACUAUAGGUCUGAAAGUGACGCAUUGUUCUUCUGACGUCAAAGUUACUAUCGACAUCUCCAAGUUUAGACAUUUAAAGUAUUUGGAGCUAAAACAGGUCGACGUCGACGUCGUGAAGGGAUUACAGAGCGUCAGAGGUCAGCUGGAAAGUAUCGUGUGCGCCGGUAGAAAAGGUGUAUCUACAAUUUAUCAAUUACUAGCUGCGUGUGGAGGCGAUGCUGGAGUCGGUUUCGUAUGGGCAUCCUUGAAACACUUGGUAUUGCCUCAUAACGCUCUCAAAUGCCUGGAUGAAUCAUUAGAAUUGACACCUUGGCUUCAGAUAUUGGAUUUGAGUCAUAAUAUGAUAACUAAUGCUAAGGAAAUAUCUUGCUUGUCAAAUCUGAGAUAUGUGAAUCUAGGCUACAACAAAUUAGAACAAGUACCUACGUUCAAUAAGGCAGUGUUGCACUCGUUACAAGUGUUGGUGUUGAAAAACAAUUAUAUUGACACGUUAAACGGUCUUCAAGGUUUAGAAUGUCUGACAGAGUUAGACUUGUCGUUUAACUGUUUAACGGAGCAUUCGGUCCUCUGGCCCGUGCGAAAAAUGUCUACUCUGUUGUGGUUAUCCUUGGAGGGAAAUCCUUUAUCGUAUCAUCUAAAACAUCGGAUACUGACUAUAAAAUAUUUGCAUCCAAGUUUAUCGGACAGCAAGUUUGUUUUAGAUCAUCUGCCGCUUUCGACGUCGGAGAAAACGCUAGUAGCGGACAAUCGGAUCUUUGCGAUAUCCACGCCGCACGCCACAUCUCUUACCAGCUCGAUAUCUACGCACGUUGAUACACGUGACGUCGACCAAGACGGAUUAGAUCGUCGAACGAUAUCGUUACCUGAAAAUCUAGAAAAGAGUGUAACGAGGACGAAAAGGAGGUCAAACGUUAAAGAAGCCCGCAUUGAUGAGAUCGAUCAGGAGAGAGGAGAAUUUAAGAAACUGCCUGACGUGGUGGCAUCUUCUCAUUUGGAGUCAUCAAAGGAUUAUUUGGAGACGAAAAAGCGUAUCUUGGAUCUACGAGAAAAAUUUGGUGAGAUUAAUUGGCUGAGCAGUCACGCGGGAACUUUUGUCCAGGAUAUUAUGGGUCUUCCGUCUGCCUCACACGUACCAGAAUCACAAAUAUCCAAGAUACAGACUUUGGCUGAUAUUACGACAGCAUCGUCUCUUCACGAUACCCUGAUUCACGCGAUGGAUAAUGGAGAAUCUUCCGAUGAAUCCGAGUCGCGAGAAAUCACGGAAUACGCGGAAGACGAUAAAGAGAUUCCUCAGAGUGAUAUGUUGGACACGCUUCCCAAGACACACGCUGCUACUAUAACCGAAUAUGAUCCUAAUGAAGAAGCUGGAGAUUUGUAUAUCGUGCAGAAAAGGAAGAACGAGAGUGAGCUGGAGAAUGUAUUCCUGGUGAUAACUUGCGAAGAUAUUAAAGAAAGAGAUGCGAUUACGGGAAAAAUUAAGGUUUGUUGGUCGACGACGUCCGUAUUGUCUUGCGUCUUGGGCAGGAGCGAACCACCUACGGUUGACAUUAUAUUUGACACUACUAGGAAAGAUAGGGAGAACCGACGAUACUUUGCGCAACCAGAAGAUGCAAAGAAAAUUGUGACAACAAUUGGCGAGCAAAUCGAGAUACGGCCGAUAUUACUCAAGGUUUUCAAGUGCAUGAAAUGCUCGACACAAUUCUCGCAGGACCCGGAAUUAUACGUCAAGUUCUCUGUUAAAUCGUCAACAGGUGCAAAACAAUUCAAAUGCCCUACCUGCGACAGCAGCUUGGUCAUCGAAAUAGAGACUCCAUCUAACGUAGAUACUCUAGUUGUAAAGAAUCAGCUAAUGGAGAAUCCAACGAGGCUCAACUUGGCACAUUCCGAGUCAUUCUCCAGUAUCGGUGGAAUGGAGGGUGGAGCUAAAUCCGUCACCACUUCUCUGGUGCACUCCGACUCUCACACCCAAGCUCAAGUCUGCUGUUCAGCGACGAGUUUAGAAGAGUCGAGGGAGUCAACACCGUCUUCUACAAAUGUCCCGACGAAGAAAUAUGAGAGUGACAUAGAGAUACUCAGUAAUCCAAGCCAGAGCAGCAUCGAAGUUUUAGAUGAAACACUAAAGGCAAAUGUUACACCAAAUCGAAAACGAUCGAUGGAGGAAAAGCGUGCCACGAUCGCUCCUUCUUUAAUAACGAUACCAGAUGCAACAACGCCAGUCAUGACAGGCCUGACAGAAAGUAGUUCUUCGGGUUCAUUAACAGACAGCAUAUGCACGGCAUAUGAAAAUAAAAUGGUCAAAUCAACCAUCAUCGACAACAACAAGUCCCAGAGUAGCGAUGGUGAUAAAGAAAAUGCGUUUGCUCCUAUGACAAGCUUGACGUCAAUGCUAGGAGGCUUGCUACAGAGCAUCAAGGUCGGCAGCAAAACCUUGAAGGGUGAAGAGGCGUCAAACUUUUUUGGCAGUACCGUGCAAUAUUCGUAUACUGAUUUUAGCAGCGUAGAUCAUAGAAUUAAACUGCACAUUAUCCUACAUGUAUUCGAGCAUGAAAACGAAGAACUCGUACUUCUUCUCAAGGCAGAAAUUUUGAUGCAUUCUAUGCAAGAGACGUUUCCCGGAUGCUUAGUAUUGUCUACGUCCAAGGUUUACGUUCUCAGGAUAGAUGGGCCAGAAGGGGAAGAUCCACAGCGUUGGCUACACAAGGAAGUCAGUUGGACGACCGACAGAUUAAGAUCUUUCGUGCCGCUACCGUUUAAGCAAGGUGUUUUGAUCGAGUUACAACAAUCUGGUAAAGCCGGUGAGGAGCAUCUGGCCAUCACCUUACUCUGUUUCCUGCAAGAUUUCCAGAGAACGUCAAAUUUUUUAUUUUAUAUCACAGAUUUGCAGUUGCCUGCAAGCUGCGAAGUGGAAUUCUCUAUUCCAGAGCGUUACAGCAUAUUGAUGCACAAUAUACUAAAGAAUACUGCCAACUAUCAGACUGGGGACACCGUACGAUUACUGGCAAUCUUUUCGUCCGCGAUCCUGAAAGGUCAGAACGUCACUACCAAGCUGAAACUGUCCGGCGUGAUACUGACGGGUGUGACAUUGGUCAUACUGAAGGACAACGUUCGAUGGCUCAUACCAGGCAGCGAUCAAGUGCCUUCGGUCGCUAGGGAACAAGCUAUGAGCAAUUUGAUUGGGAUAGAACAUUGUGACACUUGGUUGACUUUGAAUUUCUUGGACGAGAUUGCGGGCCUCGAGGAAAACUGGACCUUGGAAUUUGUCUCUCCUGGUGCUGUCGAGGCUGUAAUAAGUUCUAUUCAGCCACCGUGGGAAGAAUUAUUCUCGAUACCUCUGCAAAUAACGACACGCGUAACACGGGAUAAUGCGGAGAAAGCUUAAACGACACGCAAAACAAAUCUCUAGUGAGUGUUUCUACGGUUAAUUCGAUCAACUCUUUCUUGUCUUGUAUUUAGAAAAUCCUCUAAAGACUACGUGUAAGAGCGGCGUCUACAAAGGAAAGGACACCACGUAAUGCCUCGUAAUGUGUUGCGAGAGCGUGGUUUUAUCAAAAGAGAGACUAUCCAGCUAUACGAUACGUAAAAAUAUAAUACAUUAAAUUUAAAGAAAAACACGGCUACUCUAUAAAGAUGUUUGAUUCAAAAUGCCAUUUUAACAGAUGUGUCGUUUUCUUUUUGUACUUUUACACACGUCCGAUGUUUUAUAACGUUUAACAUUGAAUUCAUUCGAAUAUGGAGACAUUUGUGUGGUUUUUUAGUAGACACGUUGCUCUCUGUGUGAGACUCGAGUAGAUUUUGCACCGUCUCUAUAAAGAUUCAAGAAAAUUUCGGUAAAAGAAUCGUUCGAGGUAAGAAUGGCAAGACUAUCUCGCUAGAGUGUCAAAUGUUCAGUUCUCAAUAGUGUUACUAGGACUCUUAAUUGUAAAUACUUCUGGCAGACGUACCUUCGCACUGACUUUUGAGCCAAAGUUUCUUCACGCGAUGUUACGUGCGUGCAGCACGUAAUAGCUUUUGUAUAAAAUUUCUCACGCGUGUACAUUAAGCUGGAAAUCUAGUUAUUACGUAGUUCUGAUUAUAAAUGUCCGACUGUGAUAUGUAUAUUUGGAGCUUUACAAUAAAUGCAAGACUCAGGUAUUUUAUUGUAGAUAUUUAUAUAUCGCGAGGAUAUUGUACGUUAUCUUUUGUAACAAAGCAUAUAAAUAAAUAUUGUUACGCCCGCGCUGAUCACUGAUUAUAA
Temnothorax curvispinosus is the source of this 4826-nucleotide messenger RNA. Its product is annotated as serine/threonine-protein kinase 11-interacting protein. The record is from RefSeq and is a predicted model, not a curated record. Bases 330 to 3971 code for a protein of 1213 amino acids. Gene Ontology annotation, cellular component: cytoplasm. The transcript is spliced from 19 exons. NCBI's taxonomy places the organism in Eukaryota, Metazoa, Arthropoda, Insecta, Hymenoptera, Formicidae. Gene Ontology annotation, molecular function: protein binding.